Malania oleifera is the source of this 874-nucleotide messenger RNA. RefSeq lists its product as uncharacterized. NCBI's taxonomy places the organism in Eukaryota, Viridiplantae, Streptophyta, Magnoliopsida, Santalales, Ximeniaceae. The transcript has 4 exons. The record is from RefSeq and is a predicted model, not a curated record. The coding region runs from base 153 to 554 and encodes 133 amino acids.
AUAUUAGCCCUACUACUAUUUUCAUUAACAAUUUCUAAAGUUUCAUUCAUGUAUUUUUGACGUUCUCUUUCGUGUGUGUCCCUCACCCUAUCCGCCGGUUCACGGCGUCACUUUCUUCAGAGCAGAGCAGAGCGGAGGAGAUUCGAGAUACCAUGAGUUCUUCUAAGUCGAGCAUCUCCACGUCUUCCCCCAAACGCCUCCUAUUCGACCGGCGUUAUGGUUGGGUGAUUGACGAUUGGAGAGAUCCUUCAGAAGAAGCUUUAGCUGGUGGCCGAGGAAUGUUUUGCGCAUUGCCUCUGGCAAAAGCUUUGUUAAAAACGGCUUCUCAAUCGAUUAAUCUUGUGACAUUCUCAACAAUCAAAGUUCUUGAGAAGCCUGACCUGCUCCAUCCUCGGGCAUUGCAAGCUUGCCUUGAAGAUCACUUUCACAAAUUAAUAUCUUCUGUGCAACAGCCAGAAUUCAACUUGUUUGCCAUCAAAAGAGAUUCCCCAUUACAUUUCACUGGUUGCUCUUCAAAUCUUCCAGUGGAAAGAUGUGAAUCACGAAAUAGCUAGGACUAACAUUCUUGGCAUAGAAAUAGGAAUUAUGCUCAUUUUAAUCUGUUCACAUGAAAUUUCAUAUAUCCUUAUUGCAAUCACUAUUAGAUGUGUGACCAUAUGUCUCAAGUCGGUCAUAUAUGGCUUAAGUAUUGCAGAAAAUGAAUUACAUUGCAAACGACCUGGCGUUAUUUAUGAUGGCAGUGGUGGCAGUGACACGGGCGUGUUGAUUGAGGCAAUGGAUCUGCUUAAUAGAUUUGAGUGAACUUUAUUUUGAUUUGUGUAUGGGUAAAACUUUUGGGGAAAGAGUAAAUAGCAUGUCCUUGUCUGCUUCUCAA